AUGAGCUCUCCUGAUGAAGUGUCUUUUCGGGGAACCAAUUUUGGGUCAGAAAGUGGGAGGCACUCGGAAGGACGCCGCUUUGGCCAUGGAUUCCCAAGGGGACACGGUCUAAGCCCUGACAAGAGGCUGGUACGGAGCAGUGAGGACAACACAUGCUUCCCAGUCUCCAAAACUUUCCAGUAUGACUCCUGGCUAGACAGCGAGGAAACGGAGGGACGGUCAGUCAUUUGGGGCUGCGAGGGUCGGCCUGGAACCCCGGUGGAUGAGAAAGGGGACAGUCUGGACUUGGUGCCGCAGAUGACCGUAGAGGGCACACGCUUCGGGCAGCACGUAGUCAACCGGGAGGCCUGGGCUAUCCAUAGACACCCAUCCCCACAAACCUGCACUGCCGAGCCCUUGGGCAUUUGGGGGGACACAGACGCGGGCACGAGCAGGAGAGGCACUCGGCCUCUGACCUCUGUGGAAGGGAAGCAGUACUCAGCUAGUCAACUGCACCCCGGGGGUCUGGGGCAGGACAGAGGCUGGGUGACCCCAAGAAGAGGUGCCCCAAGUAGGCCACCAACGGGUGAUGAGAGUCAAUAUACGUGCUCUGACUACGAGUCUUCUGAUGAGAUGGGUGACAUACAAAUGAUGAGGGUGACCAUUUGCCUCAAAGAAGGAGGCCAGGCCAGGUCCAGUGGCCUCACUGAGCUGGAAGACCCAGCCAGACACACUAAUGUCCAUGGCAGGGAAGGUUAUGUGCAAGUGUCCCCAUCUCUGCUGGCCAUUGCUCCAAGAGGCCACAGCUCAGGCAUAGAAAAGCAGGCUGCAGGAGACCUAGAAGGCUCUUUGUCGAAGAAAAAAGCAAGUACGGUUUGGGGCAAAGAAGGAAGCAGGCCUAGUUACCAAGUAGCUGCUCACGGUGCUGCCGCUGGCCAUGCUGCUGGGGCUGCCGCUGCCACCGCCACCGCCAUGGCCACUGCCUCUCCUGCUGCCCCGGCCCCUGCCCCUUCGGGCGCCUUGCACAGGACCUGUCUUAGAAGGAAGCAAGCCCAGGAGAAGCCAACUCAGUGGGAUGCCCCAAGAGGGCCCCUGGGGAGAACCUUCCCACCAUGGGGCCAGAGACUCAAGUCAGCUCCUGUAGAGCCAGCCACUUUCCCCCCAAUCUCGGGGGUUGCCCUGCUAGGGAAGGCCAGUAAAUGCUCACUGCCUUCGGGGCCCAGAGAGGGCAAGAAAUCUGUGGUAAGGAGGACAAGAGAGACCCAGGCAGGGGACAAGGAAGAUAAUGAGCAAACCAGAGAUCCUGGCCUGCAGGCCCAAGUUCCAACACACAGGGCAGAGCAGCCUUGCGGGUGCAUGCAUCAUGAAGAAACAACUAGUGGAGACGCCAGCACCAGAGCACCCCAAGUUCCAGUUCCAGGAAGCUCACAGCUCUUGUCUUUGAGCCAGAGAAGUGUGAGACCCAGAGCACCUUUUUCUGCUGGUGAGACUCUGGGGUUUGGGAGCAGUGGGGAAAGCUGGGGAGAGGAAAGCAACCCCAGGCUCUGUUCCUUUGGGGGAUUGCAGCCUUUGUUUCUUAGGCUUCCUUGUCUAGCUGGAGAGAGGCAGUAUCCAGCAUCAGUAUCACCGGGUUGCCAACAGUGUCUGAUGCUACAGAAUGAGAUAGAGGAACUGAAGGAACGACUAGCGGUCAUGCAGGCCCUCAAUGAAAAGUUCCAGGAUCUCUGAAGUGAGUGUUGCGCUAUCCAAGGCCCCUGCCACCCUCCUGACUGUUGAGGAAGCCAGGCCUGGCCUGACUCUGGUUUUGCUUGACAGGCUGCACCCAGAGUUCCCGAGGAAGAGGCCAGAGGA
Molecule: messenger RNA, 1830 nt
Organism: Acomys russatus (golden spiny mouse)
Lineage: Eukaryota; Metazoa; Chordata; Mammalia; Rodentia; Muridae
Exons: 5
Coding region: 1-1707 (568 amino acids)
Source: RefSeq, a predicted model, not a curated record